Molecule: messenger RNA, 876 nt
Organism: Cyanistes caeruleus (blue tit)
Lineage: Eukaryota; Metazoa; Chordata; Aves; Passeriformes; Paridae
Source: RefSeq, a predicted model, not a curated record
GCACGAGCUGCUGGCCCACACGCCCCACGAACACGUGGAGAGGAACAGUCUGGAUUAUGCCAAGUCCAAGCUGGAAGAGCUGUCCAGGAUAAUGCACGACGAAGUGAGUGAGACUGAAAAUAUUCGGAAAAACCUGGCAAUAGAGAGGAUGAUCAUCGAGGGUUGUGAGAUCCUGCUGGACACCAGCCAGACCUUUGUCAGACAAGGCUCCCUGAUCCAGGUGCCCAUGUCGGAGAAGGGGAAGAUCACGCGGGGCCGGCUGGGCUCGCUGUCGCUCAGGAAGGAGGGCGAGCGGCAGUGCUUCCUCUUCUCCAAGCACCUCAUCAUCUGCACCCGCGGCUCCGGGGGGAAGCUGCACCUCACCAAGGUGAGGCCCUGGCGGCUGCUGCUGCUCCCUGGCCACGGGCACGGGCACAGGUGGCCCAGCUGUGGCCCAGCUGUGGCCCAGCUGUGGCCCAGCUGUGGCCCAGCUGUGGCCCGAGCUGGCCGGGCUCUUGGCGACUCCUCGCCCUCCACUGGCGAGCUCCAGCUGGGAGCCUGAGGCCACCUGAAUUUAUUUCACGUGGUCCUUGUCUCAUCACGGGAGAGAUGAGAAACUACAAGAUCCCGAUAAAAGAGUUUACCCUGAUUUGCAGCAGAAACGUUGACAGUUUGUUCUGGAAGAAGCUGGAAGCACAGCCCGGGCUGUCUGUAGUGCUCCCGGCUCCUCUGCUUGCUCCCUGGGCUCCCGUGUUUAUUUGGGGAAGUUUGGCACUUAAUUGAGCAAGAAUCUUACAGAAAUUGCUUGUUACUGGCAUUAAAUUAUCGGUUUGAAGAAUUACAGUCCGUGGCAAAGAGCUGAUAAUUGCAACAACAGACUUUGGGAAAAUUAAAUUU